CGUGUGCUGGGUUUUAAACGUGCACCGUCUUUGCCGAAGAACAAUAUUUUUGUUUUCAAGAAGCUAAGCAAUGCCUUCUGUUCAUGAUUGGAUAAAUAACCCACUGGGCGUCGUCGAUGGAUUGUUCGCUCAAGGCAACUCUGCUCCGGAGUGGGAGACGAAAGUGGUGGAAUAUUUUAAAGAGAAACUGAAAGACAAAGAAGCGCAGAGCUGGGUGCCGUCUCUAAAUGAUGUGCCGCUGCACUACCUAAAGCCCAACAGCCUGGUCCGGUUCCGCUGCAUGAUCCAGGACAUGUUUGACCCGGAGUUUUACAUGGGCGCGUAUGAAACCAUCGAUCCCACAACUAAGGCAAAAGUGCUGAGGUGUGGGAAAUAUAAGGAUUUGGUGGAGUGUGGGGUGGAUUUUAACUCGAGAAACACAGUAACCGCAGAGAGACAGACCUUCUACUGUGUCCCUAUUCCGGGAGAGGCCCUGUGGGUUAAAGAGGGUUACGCGUGCUCCAGCCAGGCCCGUGUGGUGGCGUCCACGUCCUACACCCCAAACCGACACAAACGCAGCUACGAUGAGGACGAAGACAUGGACACACAGUCACACAGCCAGCCGCGUUCAGGACCACAGGGUCUGACAGAUUGCCAUGGCAACGGUGAGUCGAAACGCCUGGAGACAGAAGCGCCCAGUCAGAACGUUUCUCAGUCAGACUGCAGCUCCUCCCACAUCGACCUCAACUUCCCUCUGCCUGGAGAGCGAGGCCCCGCCUGUCUGGUCAAGGUGUAUGAGGAGUGGGAAAAGUUUAAAGUCAACGACAUGCUGGAGGUGUUCGGCGUUCUCUCCGUGGAUCCAGCGCUGAGCUUGAUAGCUGACGACAAGGAGGCGUCGUCACUGCUGGACCCCACAGAGAGCAUGGAGACCGUAGAGGAACAGAGAGCCCACAGCCCCCCAGCAUCGCUUGUACCCCGUCUACACAUGCUCUACGGCCAGUCACUGCAGCACAAUAACUCGCUACUGCCCUCUGCUGUCGAGGAAGUCAAAGGCACCUUCUUGAACAGCUUUCGAAGUGAGCUGGCGUCGGUCAGAGCAGAGCUACUGUCCUACCUCACCCACGUCCUGCUGGGAGAUAACCUGGCAGCAGAGUACCUGAUCCUUCACCUCACCUCCAGUGUGUAUGCCAGACGCGACGUCCUGCCUCUGGGCAAAUUCACGCUCAACCUGAGUGGCUGUCCUCACGGCUCUCCGUACACAGAGAGACUCUACCAGGUCAUCCAGCAGCUCGUCCCCACUUCCUACAGGCUGAGUAUGAGCCUCCAUGAGAUGAACACGCUGCGUCUGGUUCCUCGUAAGGAUUACGUGGCCAAUCGACUGGUCAGCGGGGCCCUACAGCUGGUCAAAAACACCUCCCUCUUCCUGGAUGAGACGCGGCUGGAACAGGGACAGCUGGACGCUACAGGCGUGCGGAAUCUCACCGCCCUGGGGAACCUGAUCUCAUGGCAGAAGGUUGAUUACGACUUCAACUACCACCAGAUGGAAUUCCCCUGCAAUAUUAACGUACUUAUCGUAUCGGAGGGACGAUCUCUCCUGCCGUCUGACUGCCAGGUGCACCUCCAGCCUACCGUGACCCCACCUGACCUGGAGGAGUACCUGAGUGCCAUCCAGGUGACCCAGCUGCCCUCUCAGCUCAACAGGUUUCGUGUAUACCUGUGCCUGGCCCGUUGCCUUGACUACAGCAUCACUGAAGACAUGUCAAAGGCAGUAGAGGAUGACUUUGUGGAAAUGCGGAAGGAUAAUCCACAGAGCAUGUCUGCUGAGGACUUACACAGAAUGCUUGUCGUGGCAAGGUUGCUGGCUGUGAGUUGGGGGCAGAGUGCUCUCUCCAGAGAGGCCUGGAUGCAGUGUAAAGAGCAGGUCCAGCCCUCGCCCCCUGGGCCUCCGCCUUGUGUUACGCAACAGUGUUCCUGUGCAGGGGGAGAGGUCGUCCCUCAGGGCAGGCUGGGACGCUCAGGGACACCUGCCUCCUCUGUGUCUCGCUCUAAAACCAAUCAGUGUGUGUCAGAGAUCACUACUGUAGCUCUGUCUCCAGUGUUCCCAUAG
Molecule: messenger RNA, 2086 nt
Organism: Chanos chanos (milkfish)
Lineage: Eukaryota; Metazoa; Chordata; Actinopteri; Gonorynchiformes; Chanidae
Gene: mcmbp
Product: minichromosome maintenance complex binding protein
Exons: 17
Coding region: 71-2086 (671 amino acids)
Biological process (GO): DNA-templated DNA replication
Molecular function (GO): chromatin binding
Source: RefSeq, a predicted model, not a curated record